Messenger RNA from Nothoprocta perdicaria, 2148 nucleotides. RefSeq names its product melanophilin (gene MLPH). Gene Ontology annotation, molecular function: small GTPase binding; myosin binding; actin binding. Gene Ontology annotation, cellular component: cortical actin cytoskeleton. Gene Ontology annotation, biological process: intracellular protein transport. The record is from RefSeq and is a predicted model, not a curated record. NCBI's taxonomy places the organism in Eukaryota, Metazoa, Chordata, Aves, Tinamiformes, Tinamidae. The transcript is spliced from 17 exons. The coding region runs from base 12 to 2048 and encodes 678 amino acids.
GCAGCAGCGACAUGGGCCGCAAGCUGGAUCUCUCCAAGCUCACGGACGACGAGGCCAAGCAUGUCUGGGAAGUCGUGCAGCGGGACUUUGAUCUGCGGAAGAAGGAGGAGGAGCGGCUGGAGGAUCUCAAGUGCAAGAUUGACAAGGAGAGCAGCAAGAGGGAGUUCCUGACGCGUCAGUCCCACCUGAACGAGACCCACUGUGUGCACUGCCUCCAGCCCUUCAAGUUCCUGCUCAACAGCAAGCGGCAGUGCCUGGACUGCCACUUCUACACGUGCAAGGGCUGCAGCCGCUACAACAAGAAGGAGCAGGGCUGGGUCUGCGAUCCCUGCCGCUUGUCCAGGAUUGUGAAGAUCGGGUCCCUCGAGUGGUACUACGAGCACGUGCGCUCGCGCUUCAAGCGGUUCGGGAGCGCCAAGGUGCUGCAGUCGCUGUGCGGCAGGCUGCAGCCAGGUCUUCAUGACAGAGUUUACAGCCUGCCAGACAUUAACAGUGAAUGCCAGCUGCCCACCAGUGGUGGGACAGGGGAUGACAGUGACAAUGAAGACGAUGUCCUACGCGGAGCUGAAGCAGAGGGCUACAGCACAGUGCGCAAGACCAAGCGCCUGCUGUCUGUUCAUCCCUUUGACUUUGAGCUGGACUCGGACUACUCUGCUCAGUCCCGGCGCCAGUCUGCACAGCUCUCUCCAGCAGCCAGCAGCCCGGAGGGCUUCCAGGCCUUCCCAGACUUCCCCGAUUCCGCUGAGGAUGCCUCCCAGAAGGAGACCGUGGCUGAGGAGGCAGAUCUGGCAACAGCCUUCCCCCCCGUCCUGCAGGAACAGGGACCAUGCACGAGCCCUCCCAAGCAGGAGUUCAGCACUGAGGUUCGGUUCACGGUCAACUCGCGGAGAAGGAGCCUGGAAAGGAAUGUGAAACCUGGCAGCCCCUGGAACGAGCAGCCUCGGUCCCCGUACUCCGCAGACAUGGACACCUCUGAUGAGGAUGCAAAGGGGCCCCAGAAGUUCACCAGCUACGCAUCCCAUUACGUGAAACGCAGGAACAGAGCCUCCUCCCAGGAAAAUGUCAGCCCCUCUGGAAAUCAGAUCCAUGAGCUCAACAAACGCAUGUCCGCAAUCGAACGCAUGCUGAACCGCUUGGAGGAAAAAAUCCUGGUGCGCUCCAAUGAGCCUCCAGCCCCAGAGUCACAGCUUGAUCCUGAUGCUGAGGAGGAGGAGUUGAAGAGGAAGCUGGAGGAGCUGGCCAGCAACAUCAGCGACAAAGGAAUCUCUUCGGAAGAAGAGGAGCACGAAGAAAAGAAGGGAGCGAAGAAACCAGAGAUGAGUUCCUCCAGUGAUGACGUGGCGAGCGAGGCCCACCAGAGAUCUUCAGCUCAGGCUUUGAGCGACAUCACGGCCAAAGUCCUGAGGGCCAUAAACGCCACGGAGAGAGCGGUCCAUGAGUCCGUGCACGGAGAGAGCCAGGGCAGUGGCACCUGCGCCCUCCCCGGCCUGAAAGACAGCAGAGAGGUGGCUGAAGCAUACCGUGACCUUGAAGCACAUGUGUACCUGACUGCUGGAAAGACAUACCGGCUGGAGAAGACCCUGGAGGAGCUUGAGGAAGGGGCUCAGCACGGCGGCACCACCGACUCGGAGCUGUCGGAGCUGGAGGACAGAGUGGCCUCGGCCGCCGCUCAAGUGCAGCAGGCAGAGAGCGAGGUAUCGGAUAUCGAAACCCGAAUUGCGGCCCUGACAGCCGCAGGGCUGACAGUGAAGUCGGUGGAGAAGGCGAGGAAGAAAUCCGGUGCACAGGACUUUCGCCUCCCAUCUCCUAGGCCUGCCAGCAGCAGCCCGGGGUUGCAGAGCGCCGAGUCACAGGAUGACAUUAAAGCGAUGUCGGGACCCCAGGUGUUCAGGAGGAAGUUCAACAGCAAUCUUGAAUUCGCAGGCAGCGACGACUACUUUGACCGCAACUCCCUGUACCGCGGCUCUCUGACGCAGAGAAACCCCAACGGCAAGAACAGGAGGGUGGAGCGCCUCUUCGCGAAGCCGGUGAUGACCCACCUGCCCUGAGGACAGGAGGCCCCUUCUGCCCGUGGAUUUCACCGACGAGCCACGACCUCGGCACCAAGCAUCGCCUGCUUUCCCCUCGCCGCUUGCCCUUCCUUCUCCU